This is a messenger RNA of Folsomia candida, 1684 nucleotides long. RefSeq names its product cytochrome P450 4p1. The record is from RefSeq and is a predicted model, not a curated record. Bases 113 to 1660 code for a protein of 515 amino acids. NCBI's taxonomy places the organism in Eukaryota, Metazoa, Arthropoda, Collembola, Entomobryomorpha, Isotomidae. The transcript is spliced from 10 exons. Gene Ontology annotation, molecular function: monooxygenase activity; oxidoreductase activity, acting on paired donors, with incorporation or reduction of molecular oxygen; heme binding.
AUAGUUUGACAUGAUGGUUGAGGUUCAUGCAUUCCUAUAUAAGAGGACACAAUUGGCAGUAUCUUGACAUCUUGGCUGCAACUUCUAAACUGGGAAAAUAUUAGUACACAACAUGGAAAAUACAGACUAUUACGAAUUUGUAGACACGACCAAUGGCAAUUUGGACAAGUCCUGGCUACUUUUCGCCUGUGUAAUACUCCUCUUUGCCACGUACAUUUAUCUCUGGUUGGUUCGUCGUCCUUCACAUUUCUCGAAAUGUUAUACCCUCGUAAAAAUUCCACUGCUUGGAAACAAAUGGGGCUUGCGACGCCCCGGUUCAGCAGAAACCGAGUUCCACUCAGCAGCCUCCAUCUUUGAAAAUGUGGGGUCCACCUUUAUCGCUUGGCGUUGGAAUAAACCCAUCGUUUUUGUCGCAGACGCAACAAACGUUCAAAAAAUUCUCAGCCAACCUUCCCAAUUGGAAAGAGGUCGCUAUGGCCUGCAAGAGUGCGAAUGGAUGGUGGGCAAGGGCCUCCUGACCUCUCAAGGAAAAGUCUGGAAAUCCGAUAGGAAAACGUUAACUCAAAGUUUCCACAGAAGUAAAAUGAUAACAAAUCAUCUCCCCAUUUUUCACCGGGGGUCUGAAGCACUGAUGGCGAAUUUACAAAAUAUGGAAAAUAGUGACGAAACAAUUUCUGUCGAUAUCGAGCAACUCGUUAAUGAGGCCACAUUUUCGAACAUGUUUGAAUCAAUCUUUGGAAUUCGGCCAGAACCCGAUGAAAAUAUUGUUGAAAGAUAUUUUACGGCGUCGAAACUAGGGGAUCAAGUUACUCGCGUAAGAGUAAUGAAACCCUACAUUUCAGCUGUCCCCAUUUUGUGGAAACUUUUCGGUCAUGCCGAUAAACAAGAAUUUGUAUUGAAAUCUGUGAAGGAUUUAUUAAUGCCGCGGAUACUUGAGCGACAAAGACUCCUGCAAACAGACCCUGACGCGGAUGGUGGUCUCCUUUGUGACGCAUUUUUCAAGACCGAGACCAACUUGGAGGUUUUAUUUCAUCACGUCGUCUCACUUUUUAUCGCCGGCUCCGAUACUACGACCAACCUCGUGGUGCACACUCUUCACCAACUCGCACUUAACCCCAGUAUUCAAGCCGACGUUCUGGACGAGCUGGACGCUGUCUUCUCGGACAAGGAAUCCAUGCACCAAGUGGAAACUGGACAUUUAGCUGAACUUAAACUAUUGGAAAGGUGUAUGAAAGAAACCCUCCGACUUUAUCCGCCAGCUUCCACGACGAGCCGGAAAUUAGUGGAGGGUAUCGUAUUAGAUGAUGGAACGAAGCUCGAAAGUGGAUGCGAAGUGCGAAUCUUUAUGUGUCUCCUUCAUCAAAAUCCUAACUAUUUCACAAAUCCUGAAACCUUCGACCCGGACAGAUUCCUUCCAGAAAAUUGUGCGUCGAGACAUCCCUACGCGUACAUACCGUUUGCAAUGGGACCCAGAAAUUGCGUUGGCAAUCGUUACGCCAUGGACGAAGCGAAAAUAUUGUUGGUUCAAAUCCUUGGUCAAUUUAGGGUGGCAAGCUGCCAAAGAGGAGUCGAUCAUAAGGAGCCUGCUUUUAAAUUGAAUUUUACUCUACAAACGUUAAAUCCAAUCAUGCUUGCACUCACGAGAAGAGAAUCGACGUAAAUUAUUUUAUCAGUAUUUAAUCAA